This is a messenger RNA of Dromaius novaehollandiae (emu), 811 nucleotides long. RefSeq names its product cystatin C (gene CST3). Gene Ontology annotation, cellular component: vesicle; cytoplasm. Gene Ontology annotation, molecular function: cysteine-type endopeptidase inhibitor activity. Bases 59 to 478 code for a protein of 139 amino acids. The record is from RefSeq and is a predicted model, not a curated record. The transcript has 3 exons. NCBI's taxonomy places the organism in Eukaryota, Metazoa, Chordata, Aves, Casuariiformes, Dromaiidae.
CCACGCCCGCGGCCUUAAAAUGGCGGCGGCGGCGGGCAGUGCCUAAUACAGCGCAGGGAUGGAGGCUGCUCGUGGGUGGUUGGUGGCGGCGGCUGCUGCUGUGCUGCUGGCUGGCGCCGUGCUGGGCAGCCAGGAGCUCCCGCGGCUGCUGGGCGCUCCCAUGGACGUGACUGACAAUGAUGAAGGGCUGCAGCGGGCCCUGCACUUCGCCAUGGCGCAAUACAACAAGGCCAGCAACGACAAGUACUCGAGCCGCGUGGUGCGGAUCAUCAGCGCCAAGAGACAGAUUGUGUCUGGAGUCAAGUAUAUCAUGGAGGUUGAGAUCGGCCGGACAAAUUGCACAAAGUCCGUAACUGAUGUCCAGGGCUGUGCUUUUCAUGAUGCACCAGAGAUGGCUAAGCAUGUCACUUGCAACUUUGUAGUGUACACUGUUCCUUGGCUAAACCAAAUCAGACUACUGAAAAACAUCUGCCAGUAAGCCUCCUUUGGUUCCAGCAGAGACCAGCAACCAGUUACUCAGAUUUAAAAAAGGAAAGCAAUAACCUGAAUCGAGAUGGGCUGUGUCAGUUCCUGUCAACUCAGAUACUUAUGUAUGCUUGUGCUGUGCAAGUUAAACUAUGUAACCUUCCUUUAAAGCACACUGUGAUCUCUGUUUUCCUUCUUUAUAAUUAUGCUUUGGAGCAGUUGUUUUCAAGUUUGUCUUCUCCAAGCUUUCCCAAUAAAAUAAUUCCCACAUCAGAAUUCUAUUAAAAAAAAAAUUGAUGGCAUCCCUUUUGACUACUGUAAACAUUAAAAUUUAAUUAAAUCAUUA